GCGCCUGCCUCGCACGCAUUUUAUUAGUGUGAUUCUGUUAGUGCUAGUGAGAGCGUCAAACUAAUCAGAGCUGAUCAGCGGUAUUCCGUGCCGCAACGCGACCGGUCAUGGAUAGAAGAGCCUCCACUAAAGCACUUACUGAGAAAGAGUUACAGAGAAUAGCCGAAAACUUAUCUGAUAUUGAGGAUGAUAUUGCCGACUUUGAGAGUGAAAGCGAAGGAGAGGAGGAAGUAAUUGAAGAAGAUUGCUAUAACAGUGAAUCGGAACAGUCCACUGAUGAAUUUUCCAAAGAAACUGAAUCCUUUGUCAGGCCCAAUGAGAGUGAACGUUUUUAUAUUGGGAAAAAUGAAGAGACAAUUUGGAAAAGCACUCCUGUAAUUCAAGGUAAUAAACCCAAGGCUACAAAUAUUAUCAAAGUUUUACCUGGAUCCAAAGGUGCGGCCAAAAAUGUGUCAAAACCAUUAGAUUCGUUUUUUAUGUUUUUGACAAGGGAUAUGGUAGAUCAUAUCGUAUUAUGCACUAAUAUUUAUAUCGAAAAUAAACGUGAUAAUUUUAUACGAGACCGAGAUUGUAAGUUAACUUCUUCCGAAGAAAUGUCGGCACUAUUUGGAGUACUUUUCAUAAUUUCCAUAAAAAAAAGAAACCGCGUAAAUGUUGAAAAACUUUGGGCCAGAGAAGGGACAGGAAUGAUUCUGUUAAGAGCAUUAUUCAGUUAUAAAAGAUUUUUGUUUCUUCUUCGUGCCCUUCGUUUCGAUGAUAUAACAACAAGACAAGAACGCGAGAAAUUUGAUAAAUUAGCAGCGAUAAGAAAGAUAUUUGAGGAUUUUGUCAAAAAUUACAUGGAAAGUUAUAGUUUCGGCGAGUUUAUCACAAUUGACGAAAUGUUACAUCCAUUUCGAGGACGAUGCGGAUUUGUUCAGUAUAUGCCAUUAAAACCUGCCAAAUAUGGCAUCAAGUUCUACGCUCUUUGUGACAGUAAAACGUACUACACUUGGAAAUUUGAAAUAUAUUGCGAAUUACAACGGGAGGUACUUUUCAAAACUUCAAACCUACCAUUCGAUAUUGUACAAAGACUAGUAGAGCCAAUAAAAAACACUAAAAGAAAUAUUAUUACACUAGCACAGUAUCUUUUAAAAAAUGGCAUAACUUUAACUGGUAUAGUAAAAAAAAAAUAAAAGGGAAUUACCGCCAGAAUUCCUACCGAGCACGUCGCGUACUUUAUGAUGUCACUUUAGUAUCCCAUAUUGCUAAAAAAAAUAAAGGUGUAAUUUUGCUGUCCACCAUGCAUGACAACGAUGAAAUUGACAAGGAAACACAAAAACCAGGAAUAAUAUUGCAUUAUAACAAAACAAAAUGUGGCUUCGAUACAGUUGACCAAAAAUGCUCCUCGUAUACAACACAAAGAAUCACAAGAAGGUGGCCUUUAGCAAUUUUCUUUAGAAUUUUAGAAAUUGCAAAAAUCAACUCCGAAAUUAUAAUCAAUAAUAAUAGACCAGCCGCCAAGACGAAGAAAGCAUUUGACCUCUCUAAGUUUAUCCCUCAUGGAAAAUUAUCUUAAGAAACGCGCGAAGAUAGAAACACUUCCUAAGGAUAUUAGGAAGUUCUUAUCUCGCUAUAAUACUCCUGUUGAAGUCCCUAUGGCACUAAAUAAAAAUCGGGUUUGUCGUUGUCAUAUAUGCCGCGCACACAAAAAUAACAAAACAACAGUUACUUGUGGUCAAUGCAAAAGAUUUGUUUGUAAAUCACACAGUGAAAAAUCGGUGCAAUGUAAUAGUUAUCUUUUUCCACCAAUGGAGGAAGAUUAGUUUAAAACAAAAUAUAUAAGUGAUAAGUACAUUCCUUUUUUGUAUAACGUUUAGUUGUACAAAUGUAUUUUUGAUAUUUUGUUAAUGGGGAAUCUCAUAAUUUUUGUUGUAUUUAUUUUGAGUUAUAAAAUUUAUUUUAUAAAUAAAGCUUUUACUACGAUUAGAGUUGUUUUAUUUUGUAUGUAUUUUUCAAUUAAAACUUAUUUUGCCAGUGAGGCUACAACUAUUUUACUUGCGGCAUAGAGUACCGCGGAGCGAC
Molecule: messenger RNA, 2064 nt
Organism: Anthonomus grandis grandis
Lineage: Eukaryota; Metazoa; Arthropoda; Insecta; Coleoptera; Curculionidae
Product: piggyBac transposable element-derived protein 4-like
Exons: 2
Coding region: 108-1175 (355 amino acids)
Source: RefSeq, a predicted model, not a curated record